Molecule: messenger RNA, 418 nt
Organism: Macadamia integrifolia
Lineage: Eukaryota; Viridiplantae; Streptophyta; Magnoliopsida; Proteales; Proteaceae
Exons: 2
Coding region: 71-286 (71 amino acids)
Source: RefSeq, a predicted model, not a curated record
AAAAAAUCUUUCUAAAGAGCAAACGGAGCCGGCGUCGAAGAGGAAGUUUCGAUUCAGUAAAAGUGAAGCAAUGAAAGCUUCAGAAAUUUCGAUCAAAUCGAGCGAAAGCGAAGGAGAAGUCAGGAGUUUCGGUAGAACACAGAAGCCUCCAUUCAGACCAGCUAAGGAUGACACAAAGCCAGUUCUUCAAGAUCCUAUACUAAGAUCGGAUCCAAUUGAGACGGAGGAAGCGGUUCUGCGGCUGCCCCCUUUUCCUAUCGUCGGACAAAAACCCCAACCCAGAUGAAAGAUAAUCGAGGGUGAAUGUCACGUUUCAUGUUAAUUUUGAGAUGAAUUGGAUUUUGAGCUUCUGUGGAACUCAAAUUUCAGAUUUCUAGUAGCAGAGCCAGCAAUUGCAAUACAUUUUCAUUUCGGUUAA